AUGUACCACCUCAUCACCGGCUUGUAUGCCGAGUGGACAAAGAAGCCGCGUUUCAAUGUUCUCAUUGUCGGACCCUCCGGUGUGGGGAAGUCGUGUCUUCUCGAAAAGAUCAAGAGCCUCUACCUCAAACGACCCGCUCUGCCGCCAAACAAGAUCGCCCCUACAGUCGGCCAGAAUGUCCUCGAAUUGACACUUCCAAACAUGCACAUGCAUUUCUGGGACCUCGGUGGAUCGCCCUCCGUACGCACGCUAUGGAGCAAAUACUACGACGAGUCGGAUGCGGUUGUCUGGGUCGUUGAUGCGCGGCACUUUCUCGCACUCCACACGCAGAACCACAAUCAGCCACAGAGCGAUAUCAAAGGCAAAGGUAGACCUGUGCCUCCAGAUGCGGAGACAGAAGCAUUUGAUGCUCGUGAAUCGUCGUGGAAGCUACUUUCCGACCUCUUGAUACACCCAAGUUUGGAAGGUCGACCUAUCCUAAUAUUGGCGAACAAGGCCGACGAGUGCGAAUCAGUCUCCGCAGAUCUUGCGCGCACCAUCCGGAACUGGUUCGCCGAAAAGCUGGCGCGUAUUGACGAAGAUCCGGAAUCAUCAUCCCUGUCAGCUGGCGGGCGGACGGAUAAUGUGUUCGCCGACAACGAGGAAGAAACGUAUCGCCAACCAGUGGCUGCAGGGUCAACACUAACUGGCAGAGAGCACGAUUGGGACGUGCUACUCGCAAGUGCUAUCGAAGGUAUUGGAGUCCACGACGCAGUAGAUUGGCUCUCGAUUCGAGUACAGGCAUCACAAGCUGGGCGUGCAAGGUGA
Sporisorium graminicola is the source of this 807-nucleotide messenger RNA. RefSeq lists its product as uncharacterized. Gene Ontology annotation, molecular function: GTPase activity; GTP binding. The transcript has 6 exons. The record is from RefSeq and is a predicted model, not a curated record. Lineage: Eukaryota; Fungi; Basidiomycota; Ustilaginomycetes; Ustilaginales; Ustilaginaceae. Gene Ontology annotation, biological process: Golgi to plasma membrane protein transport; intracellular protein transport; protein localization to organelle. Gene Ontology annotation, cellular component: Golgi apparatus. The coding region runs from base 1 to 807 and encodes 268 amino acids.